ACAUAUAGAAACUGAAAUACCAUUGACAUUUUCUUUUUAUCAACAUUGACUGGAAGCGGUGAAGCCAAGAGAAGCGUUACGUUUUUGUUUCGUUUUGCCUGACAGUCUAAAGUCGGGGUAGAAUGACUUCCACUUGUGUCACAGCAUUUUGAUUCCUCCCGAAUGUCAACAACACAAUAAGCAGGAAUACGAAGAAAGGCUCAGCCAUAUGGGUGGAGCACUGCUGCAUACACAAGUACAACCGAGCCGGUGUCAAUCUCGUCGGUGUCAUUCGGCGGCAUAAGACAUGAACCGUCGCCGCUCAGCCGCCGCCUUUCUCCUCGCUGUAACCGCCGAGUGAGCCUCCGGGGUUGACUCGUUGGCUUCUAUGACGGGGCUGUCUCACUUGGUGCUCCGCUUCUCGGGCACCGCGGGGCGCAGCUACGGUGUGUUUUCCAAAGGCCUGACCAGGACUUUAUUGAUAUUCUUCGAUCUGGCCUGGCGACUGCGAAUCCGAUUCCCUUACAUCUACCUUGUCGCCUCGAUGAUGUUUAAUGUCAGACUUCAGGUCCACAUUGAGAUCCACUGACGUCGGCCUCCAUGACCACGGUCGGACCGAACGCCGAGCCUCCCGAUGAGGACGAGGACGCGCUCUCCGCCGGCCACGGUGACGAAGGCAGCUAACAACGUUUCCUCAUGCCCUCCCGCGGCGAGUCCAGUGCCUUUUUGGGGAGGACGGUCACAAUCAGAAUUUUUCCAGGAGGGGCCCACGCCCACAGGAAAAAAAAUCGAACAUCACCCACGCCGUUCGCUGAUCGCUAAAACAACAUCCGGGUCAGGGAGGCAAACGGUGAAUGGAUAACAUUGCACACAUUGAAUAGCGCAAGCACAUUCGCGCAAGACCGAAAGAAAAAAACGGCAUGAAAAUGAAAAAUUGAAAAAGCUCGAUUUUUUUUCAACCGGGGCGCAGGGAGUCCGAACCGGGGCGCCGCCCCGGCUCGCCCCGGCUUGGCUACGCCUCUGGUCACAAUGGCGUGCACGCAGACUAUUCAUGAGUGGAGACGAUGGGUCCCGUAUCAGACUCAGGAGCCGCUUCCGAUUUUUUUAUCCCCAUUUUGCUCUCUGGAUGGCAAACUAUGAUCAUCCACUAUCAGUAAAAUUUUGGGGAAAAAAGGAACUAAAGGAGUUAGUUAGCCAAGGUUAACCAAGCUGCCACUUGUGUGAGGGGGCCGCCAAUUUCCCAUAUGCUGUGACGGCCACAAAAAUCAAAUUCUGAACCUGUACGUGGACACGGAGCGCACAAGGAUGACUUCUUGUGCGUACGCUUGAAUUGAGGUUGUGUUGAAGUCCACCGGUUACCUCACCUCAGCUCCCCGAGUGGAAGCUUUGCAGACUUUAAUGCAAAUGUGUAUGUGCUCAUCCAGCCAUUAUGUUCACUUGUUAGUUCUGGGGAAAAAAAGAAGGUGGCCUUUACAAAGGAAAAGAGAAAAUGCUUUUCUCUUCUGUCUCUAUUGCUGUGAGUAUGUGUGAGGAUGAAAAUGAAUGAAUUUAUAAUAGCAAUAAAUUAACUGAGAUAAACCAUAA
Syngnathus typhle (broad-nosed pipefish) is the source of this 1563-nucleotide messenger RNA. RefSeq names its product small integral membrane protein 10-like protein 2A. The transcript has 2 exons. The record is from RefSeq and is a predicted model, not a curated record. The coding region runs from base 368 to 568 and encodes 66 amino acids. NCBI's taxonomy places the organism in Eukaryota, Metazoa, Chordata, Actinopteri, Syngnathiformes, Syngnathidae.